AGUCUACAAAAAUCAGAGGUGCUUUGAGCAAACGGUCACAUCAUUGUUAGCAGCGCAGAAGAAAUUAGCAAAACAAAAUGCAUUUAAAUAAAUACACUGAACUCUUGGAACGCCUGGAGAGCGAGGAAUUGGAGCAAGUCGAGUUAGGAGCUGAGGUCUACCAGCAAUUACUUGCGAUUUAUCUAUACGAAAACAAACUGGCCAAUGCCAAGUUACUGUGGAUGCGAGUACCCGACAAAUUGAAGGAGGACAAAGAACUGAGUCAGUUAAAUCUGCUGAACCUGGCGCUGCAGCACAACAACUACACCGACUUCUUCAAACACAUCAAGUAUGAGUGGUCCGAGAAGGUAAAGGCGCCUCUGGAAGACCUACUGCUCAAGCAACGCGAGGAACUAUUCACCCUGGUGGGCAGCGCCUACGUGUCCAUCUACCAACAGGACCUGCUAGAAUUGUCCCUGCUCUCGGAGAAUGAGCUGAAAAAGACGUGUGCUGCCUUAGAUUGGACCGAGGAACUCUACGGCGACCGUGUGAUCCUGAAACCCAAGGUUAAGGAGACGCCGCCCAGUCGCGGCAACGAUGAUCAGUUGCUCAAGUUGACCGAAUUUGUAACCUUCCUAGAAAAUUAAGCCUUAUUUAAACGGAUAUCAGUCAAUAAAAAUGAAUCCUUGAAAAA
Molecule: messenger RNA, 673 nt
Organism: Drosophila kikkawai
Lineage: Eukaryota; Metazoa; Arthropoda; Insecta; Diptera; Drosophilidae
Gene: CSN8
Product: COP9 signalosome subunit 8
Biological process (GO): protein deneddylation; COP9 signalosome assembly
Cellular component (GO): COP9 signalosome
Source: RefSeq, a predicted model, not a curated record